Messenger RNA from Cantharellus anzutake, 1310 nucleotides. RefSeq lists its product as uncharacterized. Lineage: Eukaryota; Fungi; Basidiomycota; Agaricomycetes; Cantharellales; Hydnaceae. The transcript has 6 exons. The record is from RefSeq and is a predicted model, not a curated record. Bases 169 to 990 code for a protein of 273 amino acids.
AAUCGACUCCUCCCGGCGCCUGCUUGGGGGACAUUUAAAGACACUCUAUUGUCGGAUACCGCAGCCAGUUCGGAGGGUUUAAAUCCAUUCCUUCACUGCACGGUUAUUUUGCCCCAGUUACGCCCCUUUGUAAGUCCUGAGGUACUACAAAAAUUCGAGGACGACACAAUGUCGUACUUGGGGAGGGAAUUCCUCCAUCCAACUUUGGAAACCAUAUGGGGAGCGAUCCUGCUCAGUUGUUACAUGCGGUCGCACAAUCCAACUUGUAGCAAAGGCUCAUAUACUGACGCUGCCUUGGCUGCAAUAAUUACUACCACCCUAGUAAUUUCACACUGGUGGUUGAAUGGGCUGAACGAGCACGACGGACCCGGGAACGUUCCGGUUGUGAUGCUGCGGCAUAGACUUGCGGCUUGUAAAAUCUGUGAUCUUGUUCUUCAGGAUUCUUCCAAUACUCAGAAUCAAUGCCCUGGUGCGCCCUACCCUGUGGCGCAGCAAAUAGUGACCGCCGAGCUUCCAGCGAGCUUCCAUACAGCUGAACCAAUCGGCAGUAUGCCCACCGAGCAAGUUUCUCCCCGUCAAUCACAUGAAUUUGGUGGUACCGCUGAGAUGGACGAGCCUAGCGCCAGCGCGCCGUCAGGAAUGCAUGGUAUAGAAAACCUCGUCAUACCUAGAUCGAGCAGUCCUCCUGCGUUCGUACAUGGCGGUGUUCUCACCCCCAGCUCGGUGGAUGCGCCACUGCCUUCGCAUGCAUUGGCGGCCGCCUCAGCCGGCCCUUUCCAUCUCACCCAACCGAACAAUUCCAUGACAACACCAAACACCGUUGUCCCUGGUCAAGUGUUCCCCCUUCAGCACUUUAAUGCCGUUCAUUCCAACGUAGUUAAUGCUUCAACAGUUUACGGUCCCCCCGCAACAGAAUACGGAACCACAGCGCAACCUCCCCGGAGGUACUCGUACGCUGAGAUCGCCCGUAGGGGUUUGAAUCUCGCAUAAUCCUUGCGGAAUUAUAAUUAAUCCGCGAGACUGUGGUAAUACUAUUAUCUUUGAUGUGAUCCUUUCCCACUUACAUCCGCAGUGCGAGCGAUGCUGAAUUAUAGUGAAGAGUCCAGAUCAGACUUGAUCGUUCUCUUGUGUUGAUACAGUUUUAUACUUGGUUCGUGUUGACGGGUAUUUGAUUUUAUUCAGUCUGGUGGAUCUUUCUGUCCCGUAAUGUGUUCUUUUGUCUACCUAUGUACAUGAUGGAAUGUACUAGAACAGCUAGUGUGGUCCAAAGGUUCAAGAGGAGAUAGGGGACUUACCCUGCCAAUCUCACC